AUGAUGAACCGAUCACUUCUUCGCGCAGCUGUGCGCUCAAUUCAGGCUGGUCCUACCUCUGUGGCAGGCCGCCGGUACGCCUCCUCGGCCGUCUUCAACUGGGAAGAUCCCCUCGCCGCAGCGGAGCUGUAUACGGAGGAGGAACUCGCAAUCCAGGAUACAGCACGCCAAUACUGCCAGGAUAAGCUUGCGCCCCGCAUUUUGGAGGCCUAUCGCAACGAGGAUUAUGACCGUCGAAUCUUAGAAGAGAUGGGUGAACUGGGUCUCCUCGGCGCUUCAAUUGAAGGAUACGGAUGCGCCGGUGUCAGUACCGUGGCAUCGGGCCUCAUCACCAAGGAAGUCGAGCGCGUGGACUCGGGAUACCGAUCAGGCAUGUCAGUUCAGAGCUCGCUAGCUAUGACCGGUAUCUACGAGUUCGGUACGGAAGAGCAAAAGCAGCGCUUCCUUCCUAAUCUCGCUAAGGGCAAAAUUUCCGGCUGCUUCGGUUUAACAGAGCCCAACCAUGGCUCUGACCCUGGCUCCAUGGAGACCGUGGCUCGCGAGCAUCCCACCCAGAAGGGCAUGUACCUGCUCUCCGGCAGCAAGACGUGGAUCACGAACUCUCCCAUCGCCGAUAUCGCGCUCGUAUGGGCUAAGCUCGAUGGAAAGAUCCGUGGGUUUAUCGUGGAGCGUGAGCGUGCGACCCCUGGGUCGUACGAGACCCCCGCUAUCAAGAAUAAGAGUGCCCUGCGUGCUUCCAUCACUGGUAUGAUCCACAUGGAUAAUUGUCCCGUACCAGCGGAGAAUAUGCUGCCCGACGUCGAGGGUCUCAAGGGUCCGUUUACGUGCUUGAACAGUGCCCGCUUGGGAAUUGCCUUUGGUGCUAUGGGUGCCCUGGAGGAUUGUCUUGCCCGUGCGCGCGAGUACAGUCUGGAACGCAAGCAAUUCAAGGGCAACCCGCUUGCCAAGUACCAGCUUAUUCAGAUGAAGUUGGCUAACGCGGCUACUGAUGCUGCUUACGGAACUCUGGCUGCGGUUCAGGUGGCUCGUCUUAAGGAUGCUGGCAAGGCUACACCUGAGAUGAUCUCGAUGAUCAAGCGUCAGAACUGUGACCGUGCUCUGGCUAAUUCCAGAACUCUGCAAGAAAUCUUUGGUGGCAAUGCCGCCAGUGACGAGUAUCACAUUGCCCGCCAUGUGGCCAACCUGUUUGUGGUGCAGACCUACGAGGGUCAAAGUGAUAUCCACGCUUUGAUCCUGGGCCGUGCCAUUACGGGCAAGCAGGCCUUCGUGUAA
Messenger RNA from Penicillium expansum, 1272 nucleotides. Its product is annotated as acyl-CoA dehydrogenase. Gene Ontology annotation, cellular component: mitochondrial inner membrane. The coding region runs from base 1 to 1272 and encodes 423 amino acids. The record is from RefSeq and is a predicted model, not a curated record. NCBI's taxonomy places the organism in Eukaryota, Fungi, Ascomycota, Eurotiomycetes, Eurotiales, Aspergillaceae. Gene Ontology annotation, molecular function: glutaryl-CoA dehydrogenase activity; flavin adenine dinucleotide binding; fatty-acyl-CoA binding. The transcript has 4 exons. Gene Ontology annotation, biological process: fatty acid beta-oxidation using acyl-CoA dehydrogenase; fatty-acyl-CoA biosynthetic process.